AUGCACGUCUCCGCGCUGAGUAUCGUUGCCGCCCUGGCGGGCACAGCCGUCGGGCUGGCUGUGCCUCACACCCACGCCGUGCAUGAGCGCCGCCGUCUGCCUCAUCCGCGCAUCAACAAGCGCAUGUCGUCUGACGCGGUCCUGCCCAUGCGCGUCGGGCUCAAGGCCAAUUCUGCCGCCCUCCAGUCUGCCGAGGAGUGGCUGAUGGAGGUCUCGCACCCGGCCUCGCCCAAGUACGGACAGCACUGGACUUCGGACGAGGUGAUUGAGGCUUUCAGCCCCUCGAGCGAGACGGUAGACACUGUCGCCGCUUGGCUUGCUGAGUCUGGAAUUGGAAAGGAGAGGAUCACGCACAGCGACAACAAAGCGUGGUUUGCUUUCGAGGCGACGGUGGAGGAGGCCGAGAAGCUGCUGCAUACCGAGUACUUCCACGACGGUAUUGAGGAGGACCGUGGCUCUAUGGUUGGAUGCAAUGAGUACCAUCUGCCUAAGCACAUUCAGGAGCACGUGGACUAUGUGACGCCAGGUGUGAAGGGAACCAUGAUGGACCUGCACCCUACGAGCCAGUGGAAGCGGAAUGCGCAGCGAAAGAGGAGCUCGGACACUCAUCAGGGCAGCAAGCUCAUGCCACAGGACGAAAAGUUCAGAACUGUGUCUCGUGCUCUGGCUGAGAAUUUCACUUUGGCUACUUGCGACGAGUAUAUUACUCCUGAGUGCAUUCGAGCCCUGUACAACUUCUCAGCGCCCAACCCCAACGCGACAGUUUCGUCCAACAACUCGCUGGGUAUCUUCGAGGAGGGUGACUUCUACAACCAGGAUGACUUCGACGAGUUUUUCACGACAUUCACGCCGUAUAUACCGAACGGCACACACCCGAUUCCGAACUUUAUCGAUGGUGCUGUGGCCCCUAUCAAGGUUCAAGCUCUUGCUGGCGGUGAAAGCGACCUCGACUUUGAGCUGGCGUAUCCCAUCAUUUACCCCCAGACAACAACAUUAUACCAGACGGACGAUCUCUACUAUGCUGAAGGUGGUUCCUACGGCAUUUUCAACACCUUCCUUGAUGCGCUUGAUGGCAGCUAUUGCAACUACUCUGCCUACGGCGAGACGGGCGACGACCCAACGCUCGACCCAGUCUACCCAGAUCCUCACCCUGGUGGCUACAAGGGCGACCUGAUGUGCGGAGUCUACCAGCCCACUAACGUCAUCACCAUCUCCUACGGUGUAUACGAGAAUGAUCUGCCAUACUACUACCAGGAGCGCCAGUGCAACGAGUUCCUCAAGCUUGGCCUUCAGGGCGUGUCCAUCUUCGUGGCCAGUGGUGACACUGGUGUGGGCGGUUAUCCUGACGGCACGUAUGGCGAUGGGCCUUACUACGGCUGCCUCCGAGACGACGACGUCUUUGCACCGACGCAGCCCAACAGCUGUCCCUGGCUGACAAACGUUGGCGCUACCGAGGUGUUCCCUGGAAAGACUGUCGAUGAGCCCGAGAGCGCCGUCUUGGAUCUGUCGGCCUCCUUCAACUACAGCAGCAGCGGUGGCUUUUCCAACAUCUUUGGCAUCCCCAGCUACCAGGCAGAUGCCGUCGCCACCUACUUUGCCGACCACAACCCGCCCUACCCGUAUUACUACGACGGUAACUACCUCAAUGCCACCAACGGCGGGCUGUACAACCGCAACGGACGAGGCAUCCCAGAUGUGGCUGCAAAUGGCCUCAACAUCGCCCUCUACGUGGGUGGUGAGUUCGGGCUCGAGGGAGGCACCUCGGCCUCGAGUCCCAUCUUUGCCUCAUUGGUCAAUAGGAUCGUGGAGGAGCGCCUCGCGGUCGGCAAGGGUCCUCUGGGCUUCAUCAACCCCACUCUAUACACGAACCCGCAGGUGCUGAACGAUAUCACCAACGGUACGAACCCAGGAUGUGGCACCGAUGGGUUCGAGGCUGCUACUGGGUGGGACCCCGUCACUGGACUGGGAACACCCAACUAUCCUAAGAUGCUUGAGCUGUUUUUGAGUCUUCCUUAG
Cryphonectria parasitica EP155 is the source of this 2016-nucleotide messenger RNA. RefSeq lists its product as uncharacterized. The transcript has 3 exons. The record is from RefSeq and is a predicted model, not a curated record. Gene Ontology annotation, molecular function: tripeptidyl-peptidase activity; serine-type endopeptidase activity. Gene Ontology annotation, biological process: proteolysis. Bases 1 to 2016 code for a protein of 671 amino acids. NCBI's taxonomy places the organism in Eukaryota, Fungi, Ascomycota, Sordariomycetes, Diaporthales, Cryphonectriaceae.